Molecule: messenger RNA, 1582 nt
Organism: Brassica rapa (field mustard)
Lineage: Eukaryota; Viridiplantae; Streptophyta; Magnoliopsida; Brassicales; Brassicaceae
Product: eukaryotic translation initiation factor 3 subunit M
Biological process (GO): cytoplasmic translational initiation
Cellular component (GO): cytoplasm; eukaryotic translation initiation factor 3 complex
Molecular function (GO): translation initiation factor activity
Source: RefSeq, a predicted model, not a curated record
GUUUCGGUUUAACUUAACCGGAAAAGAUAAAAUGUUAAUUAGGGUUUCUCUUUUCUCUUUCUCUGCUCGGCUGGUGGGAAGAAGUUAUAGUUUCGAGUUUUUGUUCAUCAGCGCCGCCGAGAGAAGAGCUUCGAGCUAAGCUAUGACGACGAUUGUUCCCACCUCCGAAGAAGAUCCGUUUCUCGCCGUCGUCCGAUUCACUUCCCAGCUCGCCUGGGCUGAUGCUGGUCCCGAGGCUGCAGAGCCAGAGAUCACCAGGCUAUGUAGGGAGGCUGAGGAGUCUAUUGUAGCAGGAAAGUGGUUGGAGUUAGCUUCGUUGAUGGUUACUUCAGCUGAAUUGGUUUCUUCCAAGAUCUCUGAGAAAGAUCUUGAGUGCACCUACACCAUCAUUUGCAGCCUUGUCAAGAAUGCGAAUAGCGCUGAGGAUGUUCUUGAAAUGGUGAAAGCUAUCUCUUCUAAGGUUGUUCAGCAACCGAGUGACAAAGCUUCACUUCGUUUGAAGAUCCUCUUCAAUCUCUAUAACCUUGUGGACCACCCGUACGCUCGUUUCCAAGUGUACAUGAAAGCUCUAACACUAGCUGUUGAAGGGAAGGUAGCUGAGUACAUAGUUCCUUCUUUUGAGAAGAUUGAUAGCUUCUUGAAAGAGUGGAGCAUCGACACUAAAGAUCAGAGGCAGCUCUUCCUUGCUAUUGCUAACGUUCUGAGAGAGAACAAAAGCUUGGUGAAAGAAUCCCUCAAGUUCUUGACGAAGUAUCUAGCGACUUUCUCUAAUGAGGAUACUCUUGAUGAAGCUAAGGAGGAGGCUGUGCGUGCAGUUAUUGAGUUUGUCAAGGCUUCCAGCAUCUUCCAGUGUGAUUUGUUGGACUUGCCAGCCGUAGCACAGUUAGAGAAGGAUGCUAAGUAUGCACCUGUUUACCAGCUACUUAAGAUUUUUCUUACUCAGAGGCUGGAUGCUUACAUGGAAUUCCAAGCUGCAAAUGCAGAGUGUCUGCAAACCCAUGGACUUGUCGAUGAAGAAUGUGUAACGAAGAUGAGAUUGUUGUCACUGGUGGACUUAGCUUCAGAUGAAUCUGGCAAAAUACCUUACACCUCAAUUAAAGACACUCUACAGGUGAAGGAAGAGGAGGUUGAACUAUGGAUCGUUAAGGCAAUCACUGCUAAGCUGAUAGAUUGUAAGAUGGAUCAGAUGAACCAAGUUGUCAUUGUCAGCCGAUGUUCCGAGCGUGAGUUCGGGUCAAAGCAAUGGCAGUCACUUCGAACGAAGCUCGCGACAUGGCGGGAUAACAUUGGAAACGUCAUAAGCACAAUCGAAUCGAACAAGGUAAGCGAGGAAGGUUCUCAGGCAUCAUCAGCAUCUGCUGCAACAAUUCAAGGAUUGGGUGUCCGUUGAAAAGCUAUCAAGAUUCAUCUCUCAAAUUCAUAACCAACGUUAAAGAUCUCGUCUCCUUAAAAGCUUUCCUCUCUGUUUACUUGCUUGCUGAGUUUUUCAAUCUUUGAAUCUUUUUUUGUCCCUGAACGAUGCGGAGACUUUUGAUAUACAUUAUUUUUGGCUUAAUAACGUUUCUUGCUUUGAGAAUACGUA